GUCCUUCCGUCCAUCCAUCGUCCUUCGGGCCUCCGUCAGCCAUCUGCCGCCCACCCCGAGCCCGGGAAGGGCCGGGGGGCCGUCCUUGGCCCGGCCCCACCCGGCACGUGUUUCCCCCUGCUCGAGGCCCGGGCUGGCCGAAAGCAGGCGGCGGGACCCAGGGACCGGUCAGCAGCAGCAGCAGGAGCAGCAUCCACCGAAACCUCCGCCCAAUUUCUCUCCAUAAUAAUAAUAAUAAUAUGGCCCUCAGGCGGAGGAUCCUUCCCUCCUGGAUGACCACCGGGCCUGCCAACGGGAAGGCUAACACGGACCCCGCCGUCAAGGCUCCGGCCGAAGAGAGCGUCGGCGAGGAACGGACCGUGUACUGCAUGAACGAAGCCGAGCUGGUGGAUGCGGCUCUCGCGAUCCUGACGGAGAGCCAGGAGCAGGAAAGACCCCCGGAGCCCCCGUCCCCAGCUGGAAGCGACAGCCCCCAGCUCCCGUCCGCUCAGCCGGAGUCUCCCAGGAGCCCCGAGAGCAGCGGCGAUGCCAAUCUCGACACGGGCCUUGUCCCCUGGGGCCUGGUGGGCUCCCAAGAGGAGGAGGAGAAGAAGGAAGAGGAGGAAGAUGAUGACAUGAAAUACGUCAGGGAGAUAUUUUUCAGCUGACACAAGGGAUUGUGGUGCCAAGGCCUUGCUCUACGGAGAGAGUCCUGAGAGCCUCCCAAACCUUGGGCUGUUGGUUAGACCCUGUUAAGGGCGGGAACGGCCAACAUCGGACGUUCUGGGGGUGAGCUGGGCUACCCGAAAACCCAUUCCCUCUUCCACCAACAGUGCCUCAGCCGAGUCCAGGCCAAGACCAAGGCAGGAUUUGGGAGGGGAGGGGGUGACCCGGGGCAGGAAAUGGGUUCCCACGGAUCGGGGCAGGGACCGUCGUCACGGCAGGUGAAAGGAGGCUUAAGAGGAAAAGUGUGUUUGCAGAGUGUCAGGGCCCUGGCUGGGCUGUAGGAGUGGGGCAUUAGCAGCUUCGGAGGGGGGAGGGAAGGACCAGAACGGCAGCUCCAGCCCCAUCCCCUCCACUCCUAGGAGUGGAUUUGUCAUCUUUUCUCCCCAGCUCCUUCCCAGAGGCAACAUGAGUGUGGGAUACCAACCCCUGCCCCCGUCUUAGGACCCCUGUGGGUGGAGGAGUGUGCUGGAUGGAGACUCCAAUAGGCGGAUGCUGAGGUGGGGGUGGGCACAGGUCACCCCAUGACGCAAGGGUCCCUUCCUCCCGGCCAUCGACAAGCAAGAAAGGAUUUGGCCGGCACCACCAAGGAUCGGU
Molecule: messenger RNA, 1299 nt
Organism: Tachyglossus aculeatus (Australian echidna)
Lineage: Eukaryota; Metazoa; Chordata; Mammalia; Monotremata; Tachyglossidae
Gene: CYREN
Product: cell cycle regulator of NHEJ
Exons: 3
Coding region: 240-647 (135 amino acids)
Biological process (GO): negative regulation of double-strand break repair via nonhomologous end joining; double-strand break repair via nonhomologous end joining
Cellular component (GO): nucleus; cytoplasm
Source: RefSeq, a predicted model, not a curated record